AUCAAAGGGAAAUGAGAGACUUUUCAGUAAGGAUCCGGGACUGCGGGUUGAGCCGUCAAAAGAGGGACUGUCCCGCCAAAAUCCGGACAGUUGUGAGGAGAUCAAAGGGAAACAAGGAACUUUUCAAUGAGAAUCUGGGAUUGUGGCCUGAGCUGGUACAAUCGGGACUGUCCCGUGAACAACUAGGAGAGAAGUUGAAUCCCCAAUGCUCUUUAAAGAAUUACGUUGUAAAUUCUCAUCUGUACCAGUCUGGGGACAUUAUAUUGGGAGGAAUAAUGCAGAUUAGUGCUGAUAAAGAUCUAAUGCAACUUGAUAAGAUACCACUGGAGAUGGAUCCAAAGUUACAGUCUAUGUAUCUGUAUCUUGAUUCUUACCCUCACUAUCUGGCACUCAAGUUCGCCAUAGAAGAGAUAAACGGAAGAGCUGACAUUCUGCCCAACAUCACCCUGGGAUAUAUGGUGUAUAAUACAAGGGGAAUAGAAAGAGGAUCAAUGAGGGGUGUCAUGUCAAUACUGUCAGGAGGGAAGGAAUUAGUUCCUAAUUAUAAUUGUGAGAGGAGGGGAAUCCUGGCUGGUUUCAUUGGAGAUCUGACAUCUGUCUCUUCCAACAUAAUCUCCCUCCUCACUGGGCUGUACCAUUACCCUCAGGUACCGUACUGUGACUUUCUCCCCUCACUGGGCCGUACCAGCAUGGGCUCCGAUGCUCAUGUGUCCAAGGCUUCGGCCAAUGAACAGCAUGGUCCAUAUCCCAAGUUCAUUAAGGACCUUGCCUGCAAAAACAAGUUUACCCAAUACCAACUCGAUCUCCCGUAG
This is a messenger RNA of Xenopus tropicalis (tropical clawed frog), 812 nucleotides long. Its product is annotated as taste receptor type 1 member 2-like. Gene Ontology annotation, biological process: G protein-coupled receptor signaling pathway. NCBI's taxonomy places the organism in Eukaryota, Metazoa, Chordata, Amphibia, Anura, Pipidae. Gene Ontology annotation, cellular component: membrane. The transcript is spliced from 6 exons. The record is from RefSeq and is a predicted model, not a curated record. Gene Ontology annotation, molecular function: G protein-coupled receptor activity. Bases 12 to 812 code for a protein of 266 amino acids.